Molecule: messenger RNA, 1940 nt
Organism: Astyanax mexicanus (Mexican tetra)
Lineage: Eukaryota; Metazoa; Chordata; Actinopteri; Characiformes; Acestrorhamphidae
Gene: otud3
Product: OTU deubiquitinase 3
Exons: 8
Coding region: 237-1316 (359 amino acids)
Biological process (GO): protein deubiquitination
Molecular function (GO): cysteine-type deubiquitinase activity
Source: RefSeq, a predicted model, not a curated record
AAUCUACACAGCUGUUAGCUAAACGACGGGUGUCUGGGUUAGCUGAAGCUAAGCUAACUGCUAACAGAGGAAUAAUAAUUCAUAGUUAGAAGAGUUACAUUAGCCUUACAUUACACUACGCUACUCGUACAGCCACCUUAUAAAACCUGCAGGUUACAGAUGUACGUUGGUGUCAUUUUGUGAGCUCAGCAGUCGUCACUCUGCACUGAAGUUGGUGAAAUCCACCAAGAGUCACCAUGUCGAGGAAGCAGUCCGGGAAGCCUGUGCGUGGGAAUAGGAAAUAUGACCUGGAGAGGAAGAGGGAUGAGCGAGCUGCCCGCAGGGCUCUGGCCAAAGACCGUAAGAAUCGACCCCCAGGGGAGGGAGAAGGAGAGGAGUUUGUCAGCUUCUCCAACCAACUGAAAGCUCUUGGUCUCAAACUGAGGGAGGUUCCAGGAGAUGGGAACUGUUUGUUCCGAGCUCUUGCGGAUCAGCUGGAGGGACACUCGCGAGGGCACCUAAACCUGCGUCAGGAGACGGUCCAGUACAUGCUCUCUCACCGGCAGGACUUUGAACCUUUCGUUGAGGAUGAUGUGCCAUUCGCUCAGCACUUGUCGAACCUUGCACAGCCGGGCACGUUUGCUGGAAAUGAUGCAAUCGUGGCAUUUGCUCGCAGCCAGCAGCUGAAAGUCGUAAUCCAUCAGCUGAAUGCUCCGUUGUGGGAGAUCAACGGGUCAGAUAAGCCUUUAUGCCGGGAGCUUCAUAUAGCGUAUCGUUAUGGUGACCAUUAUGACAGUGUCCGGCACAUUGGAGACAACUCUGAAAGUCCUGCUCAUCUGCGAAUUGAGAAUCUCAAUAAUUCAAGGCGGUUUGGUGACGGUUCGAGAGAAAAGCAGAGGGCGCCUUCCCCCUGCCACUCUCUCUGUGAGGAUGAGGAAGUUAUACUGAAUUCCCUAUUGACCAGCAGCUUCAGCAUUCAAGAUGAGAAUCUGUGCCAAUCAAGUGCCACCUCCGAGCAGCCGUGCCACGCCGAAUGGCUGGAAUCUGACCUGAGGAACCAGUCCUCACACUGUGAAUUCGAAACAGAGACACACACCCCAUGCGAAAGCAAUCCUGUAGAAAGUAGUGACAAUGUUCCACCACCAGAGAGCAGUACUUCACAUAAACCCAAGCUCUCUAGCAGACAGAAGAAAGAUCAACAGCGUCGGGACAAGAAGAAGAGGCAGGAGGAGAGACACAGGCAGAAAGUUCUUCAAAGCAAAGGCUCACAUGACCAGAAUCAGAAUCUGCCAGAACCGGUUACUCUUGUGCCAGCUCUCAAUACUCUAAGCAUCUAAAACAAUCAUGGACGAACACGAACGCUUGCUAAGGUUGAUCUCUGCUGCUUUUUCUUCACCUAUCCAAGUUUGUUGGGAACUGUUGAUGGAGUUGCUGGAGUUCUAGGUUGUUUAAAUGCUCCCGGAAUGGUUGAAGGUGUGAGGAGAUGCUUCUGGCUUCAGUGCUGGUAAUUGAACGACAGUAAUACGAAUGCUUUCUGGUGAAGCUGACAGGCCCAUCAUGCUCUAUGCUCUCUUUAGAGAGCCAUCUAUGGAUGCCUUAGCUUAACUAACGACAAAAUCACUCUCUCAAACUCAAACUUCAUUCCUUCUCAAACUCUCCUUCACUCAGACUGACUCUUUAUAGCCAAAGAACAGUUGCAAAGGGAUUCGAUCAAAUCAGAGAGAAGUGUGGAUUUACUUAUUUACUUUUACUGUUGAGAUUCAUACCCAGAUGUUCUUUCCAUUGGACUGUAAUGAUUUCAGUUCUGUAACUCGUGCAUGUUCCUCAUGAAUGCUGUCAAAUAGAAAUAAGUAGAAUUUCUUUGGGUUCAGUUGGGUUUACCUCUCAUUCCCUUGUAGAGAUUUGUCUUCUCAAUAUUUUGGAUUGAAGUGCAAUCUAAUAAUAAAUGGGAUUAUAAAGAG